AUGUGGAUGAACAUGCUCCACUUUCUCCUGACAUUGACCUUUAAUAUCCCGGCAAGCUGCCACGAAUCGAGUCAUCACAGUCCAUCUUCCACAUCCAUCCACAGCACCUCAACGAUGCCCUACACCGGCCGUUGUAACUGCACCAGCGUCUCUAUCACCCUUCCGGCACAGCCGGAGAGGAGUGUAGCCUGCCACUGCAUCAACUGCAAGAAAGCUGGAGGAGGCUCUUUCUCAAUCAACUACUUCAUCGAUCAAAGUGACAUGACCAUCGAAGACCCCAGCCAGGCAAUGAAGAUCUACAGCGAUCCCAACACUUCUUCGGGGAACAUCAUCCAGCGUCAUUUUUGCUCCAGUUGUGGAAGCCCAUUAUUCACGUUGUCGCCAAAGGUGCCGGGUAAAGCGUAUCUGAAAGCAGCGCUGUUUGACAUUGUGUCAAAGCCAGAAUCAGUGUUUUUCGGCGAUAAGCAGGAGGAGUGGGUGAGCAUUAACUUGGCAUAG
Molecule: messenger RNA, 498 nt
Organism: Aspergillus luchuensis
Lineage: Eukaryota; Fungi; Ascomycota; Eurotiomycetes; Eurotiales; Aspergillaceae
Product: GFA family protein
Exons: 5
Coding region: 1-498 (165 amino acids)
Molecular function (GO): carbon-sulfur lyase activity
Source: RefSeq, a predicted model, not a curated record